Aspergillus glaucus CBS 516.65 is the source of this 1230-nucleotide messenger RNA. RefSeq lists its product as uncharacterized. Bases 1 to 1230 code for a protein of 409 amino acids. NCBI's taxonomy places the organism in Eukaryota, Fungi, Ascomycota, Eurotiomycetes, Eurotiales, Aspergillaceae. Gene Ontology annotation, biological process: peptidyl-lysine monomethylation; peptidyl-lysine trimethylation. The transcript has 6 exons. Gene Ontology annotation, molecular function: protein binding; protein-lysine N-methyltransferase activity. The record is from RefSeq and is a predicted model, not a curated record.
AUGAAACCAACCUGGUGGCCCGGAGAAGAACAUGAAUCCUUCACAGAAUGGGCUGUAUCCCAAGGAAUAACUCCCAAUGGAAUUGCCCCAGCCCGGUUCCCAGGCCGUGGUCUGGGCAUGAUAGCCACGCGAAAUAUCAAAAAAGGCGAAUCUCUUCUCAGAGUACCAUUAGAAGCAAUGUUCACCAUAAAUUGCAUCCCUGAAUCAUUCAGCAGCAAGUUCCCCGAGGGAACGCCCGUCCAUGCCCUAUUCGCAGCAUUCUUUACAAAUAGCGACGCUGAAGCCCUCCAGAAAUACGACCUCUGGAGAAACACCUGGCCCAGUCGCCAGGAUUUUGAAGAUAGUAUGCCAAUUGUAUGGCCUGAAUCCCUCCGGGGGUCGGACCCCGACCAGACAUUGCUCCCUCCAUCGAUAUCCGGGACCUGGAAUACUUUCCAGAAGCGAAUGAGCGAGUAUCCCUACGACUCAUCUCACCAGAGCCUUCUCCCUCAGCAGGAGAAACGGUUACAGGCUGCAUGGGAGACGGUCAUUUCUGUCUUUCCGGAAACAGAUUGGGAGACGUUUUCAUAUCACUGGCUUAUUGUGAAUACAAGAUCGUUUCAUUAUCUGAUGCCCGGGGAAGAGGCGCCGGAGGAUCGGAAUGAUGCUAUGGCUUUGUUGCCUUUUGCGGAUUAUUUUAAUCAUUCGGAUGUUAUAGAUGAUGUGAAAUUCAAUGGCAAGGAAUAUGUCUUUCGAGCUACGAACGACUACGACGAAGGAGAAGAGGUAUACAUGAGCUACGGCCCUCAUCCGAACGACUUCCUCUUUGCUGAAUAUGGUUUUUUCCUCGACAAAAACGACUGUGAAACAUUAUAUCUCGACGAUAUAAUUUUCCGAGAUCUUAAUCCUUCUCUCCAAGAAGAACUUAAUCUGCAGCAAUACUAUGGUAACUACCAAGUAACAUCCACCGGCGCUUGCUACCGCACCGAAAUCGCAGCAUGCAUCAAGUACAUGACACCCAAGAACUGGCAGAACUACGUUCUUGGGCACUCAACCAAAGGCGUAGACGAUAAGAAGACAGAGACUAUUAUCCGCAAAUGGAUAAAGGCUUACGCCGGAGAGGCCAGCACGACGGUUGCAAAGGUGGGGGAUAUGACUAGUCAAACAGAUGGCAGAAUUGAAAUGCUUCUGAGACGGUGGAAGCAGAUCUAUGAUUUGUGUCAACAGGCAGUGGAAGCCGUGUCUUGUUAG